UGCUCAUCCACCAGCCGCCAGCUUCACCAGCCUCCCCCCGGAACUCUCGAUUUCCUCCACGCACCCACGAUAUCUCGCCCCUUUGCGAAUCCACACCCACCACUCCGUCAUCUCUAUUGAUUCCCGACCGAAUGCGUCCUUGAACGGCGCUGGCAGCCCACAACUCGAGCCCCAGCCGGUGGUGAUUCUCUGGCAUCAUGUCGUUUCUUUUCGGGAAGAAGAACAAGCAGCAACAGCAGCAGCAGCAGCAGCAGCAGCAACAGGGCAAUGCGCUACCUCCCGCCUCACGAAAUAUAUCUUCGUCCCACGGCCAGGGAUCGCAAAUUCCCACGACCAAUGGAGCUAGCAGCAGCGAACAAGAAAAAAGUCGCGGCGGCCCUCCAAGGGAAACCCCUACUCCGGGUACCAGCGUGAAUAACUCUCUCAGCUCGCUGCGAGACCCAGCUAUCACCUCAAGCCCUGAGCCGAAAACGUUACGAGAUAGAGCCGAUUCAGAUCAUCAGAACCCAAGAGGACCCCGAAAUCCACAAGACUCGCCGUAUCCUUGGUCCUCCCGUCGUCUGAACUUCACCACUUCCGCGAACCCAUUCCCUCGGUAUGGCGCCGCCAUCAAUGCGACCGCCUCCAAAGAUGGAGUUCUAUACAUUAUGGGUGGCCUCGUUGCCGGCUCCACCGUUAAGGGAGAUCUAUGGGUGACCGAAAUGGGCAAUGGCAGCUUGCAAUGUUACCCGAUCUCGACGAGCGGCGACGGCCCCGGUCCGAGAGUCGGCCACUCGAGUCUCCUCGUCGGGAAUGCCUUCAUCGUAUUCGGCGGCGACACGAAGUUGGAAGACAAUGAUGAUUUGGACGAUACCCUAUACCUUUUAAAUACCUCUACGAAGCAUUGGUCGAGAGCACUACCGCAAGGUCCUAGACCAACAGGCCGCUACGGCCAUACACUGAAUAUACUUGGAUCCAAGAUUUACAUCUUUGGUGGCCAAGUGGAGGGCUUCUUCUUCAACGAUUUGGUUGCAUUCGACUUGAAUUCGUUGCAGUCUUCUUCUAGCCGGUGGGAGGUACUUUUACCUAACACUAAAGAAGGCGAAGUGUCUCUACCGCAGGGUCGCUCGCCGCCGCCGCGUACCAAUCACUCUGUCGUCACAUGGAACGAUAAGCUCUAUCUCUUUGGCGGUACUGACGGAAACGUCUGGUUCAACGAUGUUUGGACCUACGAACCUAGAACCAAUUCGUGGACUGAACUGGACUGUAUAGGCUACAUCCCAGUCGCACGCGAAGGUCAUUCGGCGGCAUUGGUCAACGACACAAUGUACAUUUUCGGAGGAAGGACCCAAGAAGGAGUCGAUCUCGGCGACCUUGCAGCAUUCCGAAUUUCCUCUCGUCGAUGGUACAUGUUCCAAAACAUGGGCCAUUCACCUUCUGCGCGUUCCGGGCACAGCAUGACUUCGUUUGGCAAACACGUUAUUGUUCUGGCUGGUGAGCCCAGCUCAUCAGCGAGUGACAGAAACGAGCUCAGUAUGGCUUACAUUCUCGACACUUCGAAGAUCAGAUACCCUCCGAACGAAAACGCACCUGUGCAGCAGCAAGGGGGCGGUUCCCGAAAAAUGAGUGGGGAGAGGAGCAACAUACCCCAAGGCAAGGCAGGUUCACCACCGACGCGAGAAAGUGUGAUGCCCGCGCCUGGGUCGUCGCGCGCUCCCGAACAAGGCCCGGGAGGUUCACGUCUCCCACGUGUAGCCAGCCAGGCACCCCCAGGCCCUCCGCCACUACAAAUGCCUCCCCAGCCAAGAGCCAAUGGACCUGGAUCGGCCGGCCCUGGUUCAGGAAACGUCCCGAGGAACAAAACUCCUACUAAAGAUACUCGCGCUUACGGACCACCCAUCGACACAAGAGGUGGCUCCUUCGAACGAGAGAACAUUUCUCCAAUCGUGAGAGAGAGUCCCUCCGCCGGUGCUUCAGCUGGGCACGCGAUGGUCAAUGGUCAACGAAAACCGUCUGACCCAACAAAUCAGAACCGCGAACCCAAGGGAUCCAUGGACACAUCAAGAUCAGGAAGUCUCGCCUCGCGAAACACAUCCAGGUCGCACCGACAGCAACACUCGCUGGAGAGCCUUGAGCAAGAAACCCCAAGACGUUCCAUAGAAGCUCAACAGCGUGCAUUGAGCCGCGAAACCGAUCAACGGCCGAUUGAUAGUGGUGUCGGCGCAUCGCCAGCCCUAACGCAACAAAACGACGAGCUAGCACGUGAACUAGAAGCCGCGAAAAGUCGAAAUGCGUGGUAUGCAUCUGAACUUGCAUUGGCUCGAAAAGCGGGUUAUAAUGCCGGCACCUCGACAAGCCCUAUCCUGGACGAGAGAGCGGCCGACAUUUUCGGUGACGAUGACCGACCUCUGAUCGAGGCUUUGCUCAAGAUGAAGAACGAGCUCGAACGAGUCCAAACCUCAAUAAAGACUCAGGGAGACGAUGCCGCGAAACGGAUUGCCGAGGUAGAAAGACAGCGUGACGCAGCCAUCGGCGAAGCCAUCUAUGCCAAAGCUAAGUUGGCUGCCCAUGGCGGUGGAAGCCAAGGUGGCACGCCUCAACCUGACGGCGUUCGAAGCACAGCUACACCUGAUAUGGAUCGUGUUGCCGAUAUCAAUCGCCGACUUGCGGCAUCGUUGCACUCUCAAUCUGAGCUGUCAACAAAAUUGGAUAGGAUCACGUUAGAGAUCGAAGGCGAACGGAAAGCUAAGCAGCUGGCAGAGGAAACUGCCGAAGCGGCUCAACGCCGCGUCCAAGAGCUCGACACCUCCCACCAAAAGCACGCAGCCGAGUUGGAGAGCUUACGUGCAGAAUUGCACGAGGCAGAACGAUUGGCGAGAGAGUCAUCGGCAAAUGCGACCGAGGCUGAGGCGUCGUCUAAGCUGUUGGCCGUUGAUAAGAACGAGUUGAGUGCACGUUUUGCAAAGGUUUCCGAGGAAUCCAGAAAUCACGCUGCCAUACUGCAGUCAUUACGCGAUGCCGUCACUGCAUCCUCCGAAAAGUCCAGCUUCCUAGAAAAGAAACUGGAAGAAGAGAGAUCGGAAAGGGACCAUCUAGGACAGAAGCUUGCUCAGCUACGCGCAGAACAUGAGGAUCGAACAACAGAACUUGAAUCGGCAUCACGAAAGUUGCGAGACGCUGAAGAGCUUGCCGAGAAGUAUGCUGAAGAGUCUCGACUUCACCAGCAAGCUGUGCUCUCCGGUCUCGGUAAAAUCGCCGAGCGCGAUGACGACGAACACGAGGCGAUGGACGAACGUGUCACUAUCCUGCAGCAACAAGUCGAGGCUGCCAAUGGCAUGAUUCGUAAGAAUCAGGCUGCGGCAGAUCAGGCAUCUGAGAAGCUCCGCCGUGCCGAGGAAAGGAUCGCUGGUUUGGAAGCCUACCAAGAACAGUCCAGCCGUGAAGGCUUGACUAUUCGCAAGCAACUUCAGCAGUCGAUGCGGGACAUCCAAAACUCACAUGCUGAGAAGGCUGAAUUGCAUCAACAAUGCGAGCGUUUGCGCCUCGAAAGCAAUGCUUUCGAAGUGCAACUGAAAACCCUCAAGAACCUCCUAGAAGAACGAGGCGUCAACCCAGUCGAUGCACGACGGUCCCGAGUUCUCGACAGCCCUGGUUCCAGAUUCGGUACUCCUGAACUCAACCGUGUUCGCGAGCUCGAACAGCAAAUUGACAACAUGACCAAAGCCCACGAGGAGCUACGGGGUGUUUUUGAGCAACGUGAACACGAAGUCAGUAAGGACUGGGAGGAUAAACUACAGGCUCUCCACAACGAUCAUCAGGCGGCUGUCAAAUAUUUGCGAGGCACAGAGAAGAUGCUCACCAAGAUGAAGCAGGAGCUCGACAGAUACAAGGAGAAGAGUUCACGACUUGAGGAGGAGCUCAACCAGACGAAACAGGCUGCUCAGAACUCCGACCGAUCAGCAGAAUGGGAGGCAGAGCGAGCUUCCCUCCGUUCGGAGUUGUCGACAGCUCAGGAUAACAUGAAGUCUACCGUGGCUCGUUUGGAGGGUCAGCUCGCGACGGUACAAAAGGAACUAGCUGCUGCUCAAGGGGAAAUCGAAGCGGCUACAAAGAAGAUGCGAGAAGCAGAAUCAUCAGCCGAACUUUCUCGUGCUGAUCUUGAUACUUUGCGCCAGCAGAACGAGAGCCUCGAAGAGCGAGCUAAGGAGGCAGAGCAGCGUGUCCAGGUCUUCCUUGACCAAUUCGAGACAUCGGUGGACAACUAUCGCCGCCAGUCUCAGGUUUCUGUCCCAGAAAUGAACGGAGCACAGCUGCGACACCGUACUCACGACAGCGUAGCGUCCGGGGAAUCACUGUACAGUGGUAACGACGGAUCCAGCACACCCGACGCGAAUGGACCUGGCUCUUCAGCUACACGCAAUUCCAUGGCCCUCGACAACCUGGCUUCCGAGCUUGACGCCCUACGAAGCCACUGGGAAACGACCAACAAGGCCUACCGUCUUAGCGACCGAUUUGAUUUCGAGCGUACCCCAAAUAGCGAUAAGAACGAGCUCAGCGACUCGCUUGCGCAAUGGCGGAAGCGCAUGGACACAGAAGAUAACGAACAUGAUGGCAUUAUGAAGGAAAACAAGGCCGGGCAACCACAAUCUUCCAGCACAACACCCACCACCGCAACGGCACCUGCCGGCCCCACUAUGAUAUGAGCUCUUGACGUGUUGAAACGUUGAUACUUCCAAGUUUGGCGUCGGCGUUUUGAUUUUGUUCUUCUCUCACUCCGUUAGCACAGUUCUGAAAAGCGAGGCCUUGCGCAAGUCUCUACC
This is a messenger RNA of Aaosphaeria arxii CBS 175.79, 4799 nucleotides long. Its product is annotated as cell polarity protein-like protein. The record is from RefSeq and is a predicted model, not a curated record. NCBI's taxonomy places the organism in Eukaryota, Fungi, Ascomycota, Dothideomycetes, Pleosporales. Bases 198 to 4682 code for a protein of 1494 amino acids. Gene Ontology annotation, biological process: regulation of cell shape. The transcript is spliced from 4 exons. Gene Ontology annotation, molecular function: protein binding.